AUGGAUGUUGUCAUGGGAGUUAUUAUUAACUUUGCUACUAAGACUGCUGAAUUUACGGUUAAAGCUAUUGGUCGUCAAUUUGAUUACAAGGGCAACCUUACCAAGAUGACAACUGAUGUCCAACAUUUGGAGGGAAUAAAAGACAUUUUGCAACACAAUGUUGAUGAGGCCAGAAGGAACGGAGAAGAGAUUGAAAAUAUUGUCCAGAAUUGGUUGAACACAGUGGACAACACUGUUGCGGAGGCAAAUGAACUUAUUGACAGUGAAGGCCAUGCAAAAGCUCAAUGUUCUAUGAGACAUUUUCCCAAUUUGUGCACAAGGCACCAGCUAAGUAGGAAGAUGAUAAAGAUGAUGCAAACGAUUUCUGAAAUCGUAGCAGAAGGAAGUUUUGAUAAAAUUUCUUACCGCGCUGCUUCUCAAAUCACAGUUACGCCGUUCGGUAGAGGUUAUGAGGCCCUUGAAUCCAGAACAUCAAUGUUGAAUGAGAUUAUACUGGCAUUGAAGGAUCCUAGCAUCUUCAUUGUUGGGGUGUAUGGAAUGGGUGGUGUGGGGAAGACAACACUGAUGAAAGAGUUAUCUUGGAAAGCGAAGAAUGAUGGGUCAUUUGGUACUAUUGUUAUGGCUACUAUAACAAGUUUACCAAAUCUUCAAACAAUUCGAUGCCAAAUUGCUGAAGCCUUGGAUUUCAAGUUUACUAAGAAGACAGAAGACGGAAUGGCAAGAGAAUUACGUGAUAGGAUAACCAAGGAGAAGCGUAUUCUUGUUAUUUUGGAUGACAUUUGGGGGAGACUUGAUUUGACAGAACUAGGGGUUCCUUUUGGUAAUGAUCAUGAAGGAUGCAAAUUGGUGGUGACAUCCAGAGAUCUUAAUGUGUUGAUUUGUGAGAUGCGCACUCAAAAAGAAUUUAGACUUGAAGUUUUACUUGAGGAGGAUAGCUGGAAAUUGUUUGAGAAGAUGGCAGGUGAUGUUGUUCACGAAUUCAAUAUAAAACCAAUUGCGAUCCAGGUUGCCAAAUGUUGUGCUGGUUUGCCCCUUUUGAUAGUCACUACGGCAAAGGCUUUGAGGAAAAAACAAGUCUCUAAUUGGAAGGAUUCCUUAAAUGAAUUACAGAGAUUUGAUCAAGAAGGGUUGCAUAAGAAAGUUUACUCUACUCUGGAAUUGAGUUUUAAUUGUUUAGAGAGUGAAGAACUGAAGUUGCUAUUCUUAUUAAUUGGUUCCUUUGGACUGGAUUACCGCUACACUGGACCAAUUUUUAUGCAAGAAUCAGAUUCAACAGAUUAA
Messenger RNA from Medicago truncatula (barrel medic), 1281 nucleotides. Its product is annotated as disease resistance protein At4g27190-like. The record is from RefSeq and is a predicted model, not a curated record. The transcript has 2 exons. Gene Ontology annotation, molecular function: ADP binding. Lineage: Eukaryota; Viridiplantae; Streptophyta; Magnoliopsida; Fabales; Fabaceae. The coding region runs from base 1 to 1281 and encodes 426 amino acids.